Aphanomyces invadans is the source of this 297-nucleotide messenger RNA. RefSeq lists its product as hypothetical. The transcript has 3 exons. Bases 1 to 297 code for a protein of 98 amino acids. Lineage: Eukaryota; Oomycota; Saprolegniomycetes; Saprolegniales; Verrucalvaceae. Gene Ontology annotation, molecular function: protein binding. The record is from RefSeq and is a predicted model, not a curated record.
AUGCCGACGGCGCAGACUGCUGUGAUGCAGGAAAGGACGGCGUUGCCACGCAUGGUGCGGACCCUCGCUGUUGCUUUGUUCAUCAACAACCAUGUUGAUCAAGGCCAGGUGUUGUAUCAAGCUGCUUCUAAGGGUACGUACAACUUGGACAGAGAGAUGCUCGAAGACGGCGCCGAAGUCGAUUGGAAAUCUCAGGGCGGCGCCACGCCACUGUACGCGGCUGCAAUGAACGGACACACGAACGUAGUCAUGUUGUGGGUGCUGUAUGGCGCCGACUUGAAUGCAAAGACCAAGUGA